Molecule: messenger RNA, 1197 nt
Organism: Brassica napus (rape)
Lineage: Eukaryota; Viridiplantae; Streptophyta; Magnoliopsida; Brassicales; Brassicaceae
Product: probable ubiquitin-conjugating enzyme E2 37
Exons: 3
Coding region: 160-1044 (294 amino acids)
Source: RefSeq, a predicted model, not a curated record
AAUGAUUUUUUUUUAAUUAGGAAAAAAAAAGAUUGAUAGUAAUGGUUAGUUUGUUUCUGAUUAUGAGCACAGGGUGCUUGGCAACCAUCAUUGAACAUCUCUACAGUGCUGACUAGCAUUCGAUUGUUGCUUACUGAACCCAAUCCUGAUGAUGGCUUGAUGUGUGAAGUUAGCAGGGAGUACAAAUACAAUAGACAAGCUUUCGAUUAUAAGGCCCGGGAGAUGACAGAGAAGUAUGCUGUCAAGGUUUACAAGUCUGGUGUUGAUGGAAGCAGCACCAGCCUCCAAAUUCAGGAAACACCUAUCGCAGCCGAGAGUCAUGGAAAUGACAAGGUUUCUGAAAGUGGAAUUAGUGUUUUAGCUCGAAAUCACGAAAAGCCUGAUGGGAUUAAGCCGAACUUAGCAGUGGAAUCUUCGUUGAGCAUGACAUAUAAAGAGAGUCGUAACACUGAUCAACAAAUGGAUGGUAAUGGGAAAAGAAAAGCAGCGAUUGGUUUCUGCGAGGCAAACACAUCCGGUAACAACGGAGGGAGCAGGAAGAAACUAUCUCUUGCCUUGCCUCCUCGAUCUCAAAAGAAAGACUUGUCUGGUGAAGAACUCACACAUGAAGUCUCAGCUGCCUGUAAAGAAAACAAGAAACCACACUCUAUUGGAAAAAAGCUUUCUCUGGGGUUAAAGAAGCCAUUGGUUAAUGCAGCAUCACUUAAUAAUAACUUGGCCUCUUCAGGUGUUCGAUCUUCUGCUGCAAAGAGUGACAACAAUAGACUAAGCAGAAAACUGUCCUUGAGACCUCUUAGAGAGUCACAGUUGAAUGAAGUUAGCAAAGCAGAGGUACUUGCGCAAACUGAAAUGAAUCAGAAUCAAGAUGUGACAAGUUGGGGAGGAGAGUUUGAGAAUUCGGCCUUGGAAGAAGCAUCAAUGCCUGAAUCCAUUGUUGUUCUAGACAGCGAAGAAAGUGGAGGAGAAGAGGAAGAAGCAACAGUCGCUUCGAGGUCAAGAUUAUUACUGGCAAGGAGAGGAAGCCUCAAGUGUGGUAAACCUUGAAAAAAACUGUUUUGUUUUAUUUGGAUCGAAUCAAGAUUGCAUAUUGAAUAUCAAGCAUAGGAUUUAUUAUAUUUAUCCUUGAAAUACAAAAUGAGUGUAGUCUAAAGAAUUGAUGACGAUACAUUUUUUUUAUAUGGAAAUUAGAUUAGAAUA